Drosophila elegans is the source of this 1191-nucleotide messenger RNA. RefSeq lists its product as uncharacterized. The transcript has a single exon. Lineage: Eukaryota; Metazoa; Arthropoda; Insecta; Diptera; Drosophilidae. Gene Ontology annotation, cellular component: mitochondrion. The record is from RefSeq and is a predicted model, not a curated record. Bases 112 to 1083 code for a protein of 323 amino acids.
AAUCGUUUACUCUUCGAAAUUUUAUUCAGACAUUAAUUGAAAAUCAUAUCCCUUGUCCAAGCCAUUAAAAAAUCAUAAUUUUCAGUGGUCCAAAUUCUAAGUAUUUUAAAAAUGUCUCACAAUCGCUGCCUAGACCCCAUGGACAAGUCGAUGUCCUCGAAACUUCUCCAGCUGAAGUCUAGCGUUAAUCCCUACCGACCAAGUCCAAUGGUAGUUCGAAGCAAUUCCCCGCAUCGGGAGAACGACAAGCGCAAUGGACUGGACUUGCAGCUGCCGGAGCAACCAGACCAAAUAGUUGUAAAGCGAGUGCGAUGGGCUCCGAUCUGUGGACAAAUGAGCUCGAGUAAGACCUCCACUUACAUCACUCCUUUGAGCAACAAACAUAUCCGCUUUGAUCAGGAAACUACAGAUGAGGAUAGAAUGGCCAACGAACUCCGAUUGGCCGUACAUCGAGGUGGUGGCUCCAUCGAUCCCGAGAAGAAUUACGAGCUGAGGGCUCAAUUGUCGCCCUUGCAACUGCCCUACAGUCGUGUGCAGCGGAUUCUAAGGGAGUGCGAGUUGAACGAGAGGAAUCAGAACACCUACAGCCUGCCCAUAGACUACGCUCGCCAACUGGUCGCCAUGGUCUGCAAGGUUAGGACGGAUAAUCUCAGCGCUCUGAAGUUGCGGCUGGCCACUUUACUGAGGCAGGGCAAAGCGCGCUUCUUCAAUCGACAUUUAUUUAACGAAACUGGUUUGAUUGAGGCCACUUUGCCCAGUAAAUCUUCUUUGAGUUUCGUGGAUUUGAAUCAAACAUUGCGAACAGAUGCUUUGUGGUGCAAGGCCACCGAUGGCGUCAUUACCGAUUUGGAGAAGGGCACCGUUUUGUUUAAGUGUCGACCGCAGGAUCUGCGAGAGGUGACUGACAAGUUACGCCAGUGCAGCUAUAAGAUUACGCACACGGAAGUGGGUCACUGUCCCAACAAACCGCUGGUGGAUUUAACUGAUCGACAAAUGACGCGUUACCAGGAAUUCCGCAAACAAAUUCUACAGGACGAAGAUGUUGUUAAGAUCUAUGACAAUGUGCGUGCUGGUAGUUCUUAAACGUUUUCGAAAAUGCCAUGGGGUCAGUCAAAAUUAUUUAAAGUUCAAGCCAACGGGAGAUAUUUCCCUUCGUUAAUAAAAUUAUAAUCACUCCAAAGGUUUUAUACC